GUCCUUGAAAGAGAACACUUCAACUACUUCCAAAAUGGAAGUGAUCCAUGCAUCUAUAAAAUCAGGCCAUUCCUUCAACUUCUUCUGCUCACCGGAUUCUCUCCCUUCCAUCGACAACUUUCUGAAAGAAAAAAAACCUUCUUAAUUAUAUCUGCUUUCCCCUCUAUCAUCCAUCAGUCAUGGACACUGAAAUUUCAACAUCUACAAGACGUGUUCCACCGGCUCACUAUUUGAUGAAAGUUCAGUCGUACAGCUUGCUAUCAAACUCAUCAAAUGGAAAAUACGAUAGUUCUCCUUUCGAGGCUGGGGGCUACAAAUGGAGAUUGUCAUUUUAUCCAAAUGGAGACAAAAGGUUCAAUACUAACAACGACCACAUAUCUCUCUACUUGACAAUAUGUGAAACGGGUGUUCUUCCUAGUGAAGUAAAUGUCAUCUUCAUAUUGUUUGUGUAUAAUCAUAUGCACGAUAAUUACUUAACCGUCCAAGCUAUGAGGCGUUUCCAUGAGAUGAAGAAGGAAUGGGGUUUUGAACAACUAGAGUCACUCAAAAAUUUCAAAGAUUUAUCCAAAGGAUAUCUGUUUAACGACUCUUGUGCAUUUGGGGCUGAGGUUUUCGUCAUAAAUCAGACUACUCUCAACUCCGAAUCUCUUUCUGUAUUUAAAGAUGAACAAAUAAGUAAUCCUACUUACCGUUGGGAGAUUGAGGAGUUCUCCGAGAUGGACAAAUCUCAUUACUGUUCUCAAAAGUUUAGUUCUGGAGGAGCAAAGUGGUAUUUAAGUGUAUAUCCGAAAGGUCGUGGAAAUAGAAACGGCAAAUCAUUUUCAAUGUUUUUAAUGUUAGCUGAUGGUAGCGCUCCAAGCAACUCAAUUUAUGCUGAGUACCGUCUGCGAGUAAUUGACCAAGUCAAUUCUAAACACAGAGAGCGUUCAGCCAAUAAUUGGUUUAGUCGUGGUAGAGGUAAUUGGGAUUACGUCGACUUUAUAUUACUAGAAGAUCUUUAUAAAUCUUCGAAUGGUUACGUUGUGAAGGAUACUUUAAUUCUGGAAGUUGACUUCUUGGUCAUCUCACAAACUGAAAUUUCUGCCAAACCCGAAGUUGAAUUCUAGAGAGCCAAGAUAAAAUAGUUUUUAAUCUUCUGUUUAUUUACUAGUAUUUUAUUAUUAAUUUUUUAAAAAAGGAACCUUUUCCAUUAGUAGUUUGUCGUUGCAUGUUAUAAUCUCUUAAUUAAUUUUAAUUAUAAUUUUAUGUUAGAUUUUUGCA
Molecule: messenger RNA, 1260 nt
Organism: Humulus lupulus (European hop)
Lineage: Eukaryota; Viridiplantae; Streptophyta; Magnoliopsida; Rosales; Cannabaceae
Exons: 6
Coding region: 180-1106 (308 amino acids)
Molecular function (GO): protein binding
Source: RefSeq, a predicted model, not a curated record